Messenger RNA from Danaus plexippus (monarch butterfly), 5273 nucleotides. Its product is annotated as sodium/potassium/calcium exchanger Nckx30C. Gene Ontology annotation, biological process: intracellular calcium ion homeostasis; calcium ion transmembrane transport. The record is from RefSeq and is a predicted model, not a curated record. Lineage: Eukaryota; Metazoa; Arthropoda; Insecta; Lepidoptera; Nymphalidae. Gene Ontology annotation, molecular function: calcium channel activity; calcium, potassium:sodium antiporter activity. The transcript is spliced from 7 exons. Gene Ontology annotation, cellular component: membrane. Bases 11 to 1714 code for a protein of 567 amino acids.
GGAGCGCGGCAUGUGUGGCGCGCUGCUGCUCGCGCUGCUAGCGGCGGCGCGGGCCGGCGAGCCCAACGCGACGGACCUCGCCACCGAGCAGACAGACCUCGAGGAGAAAACGCCACUCUUCCCGCCGGAUAUAUUCACCGAGGAACAACGACGCUCUGGCGCGGUCGUAUUCCACGUGAUCGGCAUGGGCUACAUGUUCGUGGCACUGGCUAUAGUCUGCGACGAGUUCUUCGUGCCGGCGCUCGACGUGAUCAUCGAGAGGCUGGCCAUCAGGGACGACGUCGCCGGGGCCACGUUCAUGGCGGCGGGGGGCUCCGCGCCAGAACUCUUCACCUCCAUCAUCGGAGUGUUCGUGUCCUUCGACGACGUGGGCAUCGGGACCAUCGUGGGCUCGGCGGUCUUCAACAUCCUGUUCGUGAUCGGAGCCUGCGCCCUGUUCUCGCGCACGACUCUGUCUCUGACGUGGUGGCCACUGUUCCGUGACUGCACGUUCUACUCCAUCAGCCUGCUGGUGUUGAUAUACUGUUUUCGUGAUAACGUGAUAUAUUGGCAGGAGGCUCUGGUGCUGUUCUCGUUGUACGGGGCAUACGUGCUGUUCAUGAGGUGGAACCAGCCGGUGGAGAGGGCGCUCAAGAAGCUGAUAUACAAAAACAAGGUGACUCGAGUGAGGAGUACGGAUCAACUGAUGCCGACGCACCAGUCAGCCGCCCAAGCUUUGCAUGGGAACGCUACUACGUCUAGCGAGACGUCUGUGGGCACGAACACGGCUACGGUGACGGCGACACCUGGACCCAGCAAGCCCCCGCCGCCCGCAGCCAAGUUCAGACACGGUCUGCUGCAGCUCAUGAUACACACGAUCGACCCGAUGCACGACGGUGAGUUAGGGAAAGUGGAUGAAAAAGCUACGCAGCUUCACGCGAUCGCUUCCCUGAAAGUGCUGCUAGAAGCGACGCGGCCGACCGCAGGCGGCGCUGGAGCUGCAGCAGCGAAGCACUCGGCAGCAGCAGCAGCCAAAGAGACGACCCUUGACCUUCCCAACGGAGGACUAGCGGACGUACAAUUAGAUGCUAUAGAGGAGAUCGGAGACCUGGAAGAGGACACGACCCCCCUGGACAUGUCCUGGCCGUCUGGUUUCCGGAAGCGAGUGACGUACUUGUUGGUCGCACCUAUUGUCUUCCCACUUUGGAUUACUCUCCCGGACACAAGGACUCCGAGAGGGAAGAAAUUGUUUCCUAUAACAUUUAUAGGAUCAAUUGUUUGGAUAGCGUUUUUUUCCUACCUCAUGGUGUGGUGGGCUAAUUUGGUGGGGGCGACGGCGUACGUUCCCCCGGAGGUGAUGGGGCUCACGCUGCUUGCCGCAGGGACCUCGGUGCCGGACUUAAUAACGUCGGUGAUAGUCGCGAGGAAAGGUUUCGGUGACAUGGCCGUGUCGAGCUCCGUGGGCAGCAACAUAUUUGAUGUCACAGUCGGUCUGCCGCUGCCGUGGCUGCUGUACGGCAUCAUCAACGGCGAGCCGGUGCAGGUCAAUUCUAAGGGUAUGGUGUGCAGUAUUGUGCUGCUUUUCGCGAUGCUGAUCUUCGUCAUCAUCAGCAUAGCCUGCUUCAGAUGGAAGAUGAACAGAGGUCUCGGUUUCACCAUGUUUCUGCUAUACUUCGUGUUCGUUGCCGUCAGUUUAGGUCUAGAGUACGGAUAUUUGCAUUGUCCCAGCGAAUAGUGCUUAGAGACAUUAGUUUAAAGUCACGAGCACAAAUCGGUUCAAACAACAAUACAUCGAUGUUACGAUAUAUGUAAUUAAGAUCGGUUAUUUAAUUUCAAUAUUAUAGCAUGAAUAUUUCUAUAUAUUUUUAUUGGUUCACAAUUUAAAAAAAAUAAAUUAUAAUGUUGUAUUUAUAACCAACUCUCGCCUUAUCUAAAGUAACGUCGCUUCGUUUAGUUUUUAAGUGACUUCGCUCAAACAAUUUUCCAACCAUUUUAAGUAAAUUUUGACGUAACUUGAAUUGGUGUCGAAAAGCGCAAAAUGAAUUACCUGAUGGGGUAGAGUGGUGUUUUGACUUGAUGUUUAUCCGGGAUCCGGGACCCGGGAUCCCGCGGUAGAUUUUAUAGACAGAAGAAUAGUAACUGACAUAGAUUGUAGAUAUAUUUAUAUAAAUGUUAGUUGUUUAUAGCUUUACGGUAAUUUUUAGUGUAGCCGUGUUUGAAUGUUUUUUAUUUAGUAUAUUAUUAUUAUUAUUGUUUUGUUUUAAUUUUUGUAAAUAUUUUGAUGUAUCCGUAGCGAGUUAUUUUGAACGCUAGGUCGAGUUACGUUUCGUCCAAGACAUAGCGCGGACGUCGAAGUUUCAUGUUUUAUACAAUUUUUUAUACGAAUUGGAUAAAUUCUGCAAAUUUAUUUUACAAUAAAUAAUACAAUGAAAACAUAUAAAAUUAUAUUUACCUUAGAUAUAAUGAUCCCAAACAGUACCAAUAUUUAUACCAUUAGUUAUUCCAUAGCGAUUAACUAGUAAUCGAAUAAUCGAAUGUAUAUAAUCGAUUAUAGAUAACGGAAAGUUUUAAACGUUCAUAGUAAUUUGGCUUCCAAUACAAAGCACGAAAGGUGCGUCUCCACAAUGAGCCCUCGCUGUCGUGUGCUGUAAAUGAUAUGAAAAUCUAUGUCUCAAAUAUUAUAUUAUAAAUAUUAUAACAAAUUAUAAUUAUACAAAGACGAUGUCGCCGCACAAGUGUUAGAUAAAGUAAUGUAAAUACACAUAGGAGCGGGGCGGACGCGGCCGGCGCGGCGGGUGGGGUGGGGGGAGGCUGGGGAGGUUGAUAUUAUUAAUAAUAAUGAAUAUUUUACAUUAUAAUCAGAUUACAUUUAAUGUGCCUAAGAGUUUGAAAGCUCUGUCAUUUUUAACUAGCUUAUAUACGGGUAAAUAUCUUCGAUAUCCUUACUACAUAGCUGCUGUCUGUAACAAGAGGCUCUGUCCCGCUCAAACUGUCGCUCAUUUCAAAGUAUUACGAUUUCAACACUAGUCCUAUCCUACGGCUGUUGUUCUAACUUUUCUCUUAAAUGAAAAAUUUAUUGAUAAAUAGCUUAAUUUUAUAUAAUUUGAACAUCUUAGUAAACCGUCCGUAGAGUCACUGAUAACGUCGAGAUUGUUUCGCUAAAAUUGAAUCUAUCGGAGAUUGUUAUUGAACGUUUGUUAGUGUCACACGAACUAUAUGAGAACCCGCCUAUUUGACGUAGCAAUAAAUAGAUUAUAUUAGAUAGAUUGUAAAGUUAAGCUUUAACAGUUCAGAGGAUCGUCAGCGGGUCUAAUCAAAUGACAGAGAACGCGCUUCGAUGACAAAAAACUUUGAUUCAAACGAAAAAAAAAAUUAACGUAGUAGUUCGAUGAAAUUGAUGAAUAUUUUAGUAAACGAGAGCGGUCCGGGUGCACAUAUCGCUAGGUGUCAGGCGUUUCAUAUUCUGUGAUAAGGGCAUGCUUAUGACAUAUAUAUAUGACAAACUCCUUCUCGUCUCACACUGUAUAUACUAAGGUUGGAUUUGAUAAUAGUGAUAAUAGAUUUCUGUAGUUCGCUUAGCGGCGUCGUUUGGACUUGCAGUUUGUUACAGAGCCUAUCGGUGAGAUCUCGAUACAAUUGAUCGCGGUCCCCCGUCGCGCUCGUGGAACUGGAAGAUCCAAUCGGCCAUCUAUACAACUAUACUUAAGACGUAAACGAAUUUUCUCUCCCUCGUGUUAUUCAUAAACGUGUCGGUGAUAACGGUUUGACGAUUUAGAUUCGUGUAGGACGCGGUUAUAUAUAUAUAUAAAUUAAAAAGUUAUAUUUAAUGACAUGGAAAGCACCAAGUAUGUGUGUACGUAUGUGUAAGAGUAUUCACUUCUUUACCUAUACUAUCCUAAAACUUAUACACUAGCGACUUCUAUCUAUCUUCUCUUAAUAUAUUAAUUAGAUUCUGUAAAACUUUUCAUCCUUCCAUUGUAAUCAGCGUCCGCGGUAGGUUGUCGUGAAGCGACGCAGAGUGUUGCCAUACGACACGCUACGUGCGUUACGCACUCUCAUCUGUAGUCGCAUCAAAUGGCAUUUGUUCAAUACCAAAUAGCACAGCCGACUUAGUUUCCAUUAUAUUUAUAUUUCAAAUGUUAUUAAAGCCUAUACGAUUUUUGAAGAUAUCGCAAUCGGUAACUUAUAAGACGUCUUUAUCCCUUGGUAGUGUAAGACUAGGCUUAAAGCUAAAUAAAAUUGAGAAAAAAAAAAAUGUUAAUGAUCUCAUUAUUGAGUAUGAUAUCCAGGUAGAAUUGUUACUAGAAUGAUGGUUUUUAUAUAAAUUAAUAAAUUUAAUGGAAUAACGACACACGAACCGAUCAUUGUAUACUCUUGGACGCGGUCGGAGGGACUUCCUUUUGUCGUUAAAGAUUAUAAUCUAAUGAUAAAAGAUAAACUGUGUUGAUGUUCAGCUUUAAUGUGUCGCGUCUGAGGCAAUACAAUGACUUUAGUCAUGACCUUUUUUCAUAGCUGAGACAUCGCGAGCUCGACAGUCAUUGGAUGUUAAGAAAAAUCAUUACUAUUAAUUUUGUUUCCUUGAGGGAAUUCACGAAGACUCUGUAUUAGUUCCAUACAGUUUGUAUUCCUUCAAACUCUAAAUGGAUGAAUUUUUUUUUUUAUAUACAUAUAUAUUUUCUAAGACUGUCGAGCUCGCUAUAGCAGCGUAGAUUGUUAAUAGUGAUAUUAAUUAAGUAAAAAAAAUGUUAUUAAUUAGAUAAGUUUAGAUUUUCAAAGUUGUAAGAGGCGGCUCUCGACGGUUCAAAGUUGAAGUUAUGUAUUAUCUCUUUCGAAAAGUAUUGAUUGUUGAAUUGUUAUUAUAAUUUCCUAUAGGAACUGUACAUUUGAACACUUGAUGUGAUUUAUUUGUGUUUGUUAAUGUACCUCUCGAAUGGAUUCAUUUAUCUUUACUAUAAUACUGUCAGUUUGUCGUAUAAAGUAGUUAUUUAUUUACAACGUGAAAGACGUGACUAAUAUAAACACGAACAGUGAAACGAAUGCUAGUACAACAGAAUAUAAAUCGAUUAUUUUGUUAUGUUUUAAAAUGUUUAAUAUUUUAAACGUGACCGUUAACAGUGUAAUGUUUAUUGAUCGUUGACUGUUGAUUGUAUGUGAUUAUUUUUUAUAUUAUGAUAAUUAAAUGAAUUAGUUUCGAUUAGUGUUCAAGUAAGUUUUUUUUUUGUCAUACGUAAAGAGCAUCGGCGUGUCAACCGUAUUAUGAAAAAUUACAAUAAAAAUUAUAAAAUAGUGAAUUA